AUGCGCUUCUCAAACCUCUUGCUCGCACUCACGGCCAUGGCCGCCUCAGUCCAUGGCCAACCUGAAGACUCCAACCUUGACGAUAUCCGACCAGGCCACAUGGAGGACAUGUCGCUACUACCCUACGAAACCGUAANNCAACGCUGCAUCAAACUCCAUAUGCCCCUCGCCUGGGUCGGCUACGAAAAACAACUCGACCUUUUCUGCGACCACUCCACCGGUGCAUGGCAUCAAAGAGUCCCUGAGUGCAUCAAAGACGAGUUACCUUCCGAUCCUACAGCCGCAAUCAACCAAUACAACGCCUUCAACGCCGCACUCUGCUCUGGCUGGGCAGGUCCAGAGAUGCCCAUGACCACUAUUCUCUCAGCCGACGGCAGCGCAACAACCUCCACAAUCUAUCCUACGCAAUCACAGCAAAAGGAUCGAUACCAGUUGCCGGAAUUCACGCCUAGGCACUCGAUAUAUACGAGUCAUGCGUGCUUGAAUGGGAAAGAGGGGUGUCAUACAGCAACCAUUGGCAGGAAA
This is a messenger RNA of Aureobasidium vineae, 525 nucleotides long. The record is from the annotation of a GenBank genome assembly. NCBI's taxonomy places the organism in Eukaryota, Fungi, Ascomycota, Dothideomycetes, Dothideales, Saccotheciaceae.